AAAAAAACCCACAGCAUGCCAUCCUCAGUCAAGGGAGCCCGAGUAACCAAAGCAAGACGAGCGUCUGCCAAAAAGCCGACAACAAACAACAGCAACACAACUACCACAACUACCACAAAGGAACCCAAGCCACUUCCGCUCAUCGAGCGCACCAACCAACUCCCACUCGACGAGUUUAUCUCGCUUUAUGUGCCCCCGGAGGGCCUCACAUUCGAGUCUCAUCCCCGGACCAUUAAUGAUACCGCGGGAGGGGCCGACGAUGAGUCGGAUAGGGCUCGUCAAGUGUACACGGCAGAGCUGUACACUGCGGAUAACAUCCCCGCGGAAGAUCUGGAAGCGUGCUUUCAGCUCAUCGAGCAUACUUCGGCUGAGGCGUACCAAAGCUCUAGCAUUGGGUGGGCGCCUGUGGCGAAAAAGAAGGAGAUGCGGUUGCCUGAUAUGAGGUAUAUUGUUGUUCGAGGGCGCGAAGUUUCGUCGACUACUGCCCGCGACGAUGCCGAUGGUGGCGAGACUAAGGGUCCGCUUGUGGGCUUUCUUUCAUUCAUGGUUACGUAUGAGGACGGGAAGGAGGUUAUUUACUGCUACGAGGUCCAUAUUCAGCCUGAGGCGCAGCGUCAGGGCUUGGGGCGGUGGUUGUUGCUGGCUUUUGAGGAUAUAGGACGCAGAGUCGGAUUGGAGCAGGCGAUGCUGACUUGUUUCUGCUCGAAUGCGGCGGCGACGCGGUGUUACAACGCGCUUGGGUAUGUGGUUGAUGAGUCUUCGCCGAGGCCGCGCCGUCUGCGGAGCGGGGUGGUACAUGAGCCGGACUACAUGAUCUUGUCUAAACGCUUAUGAUCUCGAUGGCUUGGCCGGGGUGGCGUGAAGUGACGCAAAUGC
This is a messenger RNA of Aspergillus candidus, 876 nucleotides long. RefSeq names its product N-terminal L-serine N(alpha)-acetyltransferase NAT4. Gene Ontology annotation, molecular function: protein N-terminal-serine acetyltransferase activity; histone H4 acetyltransferase activity; histone H2A acetyltransferase activity. Bases 16 to 834 code for a protein of 272 amino acids. Gene Ontology annotation, cellular component: nucleus. The record is from RefSeq and is a predicted model, not a curated record. The transcript has 2 exons. Lineage: Eukaryota; Fungi; Ascomycota; Eurotiomycetes; Eurotiales; Aspergillaceae.